AGGAGGCUGUGCGCAGCGGCUGUGCGUCACGGGUCACGUGAGGGGAGCGCGGGCUUUGGAAGGCGGUGGAGCGAGAGGGGCCCGCGGGCGAGCUGAGGCGAGAGCGGGACUGAGGACUGUGCCGGGCGACGCCGCACCAGCCGCUAGCUGCCGAGCCCUCGCGCCCCCACGACCAGCUGUCCCUCCUGCUAUGGGUAUUCAAGGCCUGGCCAAACUGAUUGCUGAUGUGGCCCCCAGUGCCAUUCGGGAGAAUGACAUCAAGAGCUACUUUGGCCGCAAGGUGGCCAUCGAUGCCUCCAUGAGCAUUUACCAGUUCCUGAUUGCUGUUCGCCAGGGUGGGGAUGUGCUGCAGAACGAGGAGGGUGAGACCACCAGCCACCUGAUGGGCAUGUUCUACCGCACCAUCCGCAUGAUCGAGAAUGGCAUCAAGCCCGUGUAUGUCUUUGACGGCAAGCCGCCGCAGCUCAAGUCAGGUGAGCUGGCCAAACGCAGUGAGCGGCGGGCCGAGGCGGAGAAGCAGCUGCACCAGGCUCAGGCCGCUGGGGCCGAGGAGGAUGUGGAGAAGUUCACCAAGCGGCUGGUGAAGGUCACCAAGCAACACAAUGAUGAGUGCAAGCAUCUGCUGAGCCUCAUGGGCAUCCCGUACCUCGAUGCACCCAGUGAGGCGGAGGCCAGCUGUGCAGCCCUGGUGAAGGCCGGCAAAGUCUACGCUGCGGCCACAGAGGACAUGGACUGUCUGACCUUCGGCAGCCCUGUGCUCAUGCGGCACCUGACGGCCAGCGAGGCCAAGAAGCUGCCCAUCCAGGAAUUUCACCUGAGCCGGAUCCUGCAGGAGCUGGGCCUGAACCAGGAGCAGUUUGUGGACCUGUGCAUCCUGCUGGGCAGCGACUACUGUGAGAGCAUUCGGGGCAUUGGGCCCAAGCGGGCCGUGGACCUCAUCCAGAAGCACAAGAGCAUCGAGGAGAUUGUGCGUCGACUUGACCCCAACAAGUACCCUGUGCCAGAAAACUGGCUCCACAAGGAGGCCCAGCAGCUGUUCCUGGAGCCAGAGGUGCUGGACCCGGCAUCUGUGGAGCUGAAGUGGAGUGAGCCGAAUGAAGAGGAGCUCGUCAAGUUCAUGUGUGGCGAAAAGCAGUUCUCCGAGGAGCGAAUCCGCAGCGGGGUCAAGCGGCUGAACAAGAGUCGCCAAGGCAGCACCCAGGGCCGCCUGGACGAUUUCUUCAAGGUGACCGGCUCGCUCUCUUCGGCUAAGCGCAAGGAGCCAGAACCCAAGGGAUCCGCCAAGAAGAAGGCAAAGACUGGGGCCGCAGGGAAGUUUAAAAGGGGGAAAUAAAUGCGUUUCCCUUCAUUAUA
Molecule: messenger RNA, 1353 nt
Organism: Eptesicus fuscus (big brown bat)
Lineage: Eukaryota; Metazoa; Chordata; Mammalia; Chiroptera; Vespertilionidae
Gene: FEN1
Product: flap structure-specific endonuclease 1
Exons: 2
Coding region: 191-1333 (380 amino acids)
Cellular component (GO): nucleus
Molecular function (GO): manganese ion binding; DNA binding; 5'-flap endonuclease activity
Source: RefSeq, a predicted model, not a curated record